UUCCAUAACCAAUCAGCGCUUGCGGGACAGCCUCCGCCUUUUCAAGUCCCGCCCUCCGUCUUUAAUCCUAGUCGCUUCCGUCCAGCAGCCUCACAGCCACGCGGCGCGGCUUGGGAGGUGUCUGUUUCCCUCCUUGGCGCCACUUUCCAUAUCCCUGUGCUGCUUCCUAUUUGCAUCUGGAAAUCUGAUUUUCUCUCCAGAGCUCAGUCCACUCCUUCUAGGUCUCCAGUACCCAAGAGUCCGAGAGCCAGGCGCCCUAGUCUCGAGAUCACGGAUCUCGGUCUCCCGGAGCCAGGCAUCCCAGAUCUACGCCACCUGGGUUUAUCUUGAAGACCUCCGCUACCUGAGCGCCCUUAACCCUUCAGGGAGUCAAAGACCCCUACGUCCUGGUCUGAAGAGCUGUUUCCUACCCCAACAAAAAAGAAAAGCUACACAGGCGCCCUCGACUCCCAGUCUUCAGGGAUUCGACAUCACCGAGAAAAAAUAAAGGGAUCUCCGCGCACAGCUCGAGGAGCUUAGGACCCUCCAGUUUCCGAGAUCUGGUGGACGCACAACUUCAAGGACCGCUACAAAGUUUCAGUCUCCACUCUCGGUCUUAAGGACGUCACACCCAGUCUCUAGGCGCGCAAGGAACCUCCCUGUUACGGCUCAGCAUGGCAGUGGAUCCCCCUAAGGCUGACCCCAAAGGGGUGGUGGCGGUGGAUCCCACCGCGAACGGUGGCCCCGCGCUGGGAUCCAGAGAGGACCAGGGUGCGAAAGCAGGUGGUUGCUGCGGUUCCCGGGACCAAGUGCGCCGCUGCCUUCGCGCCAACCUGCUGGUGCUGCUCACGGUGGCUGCCGUGGUGGCUGGCGUGGUGCUAGGGCUGGUGGUCUCGGCGGCGGGCGGUGCUGACGCUCUGGGCCCCGCGCGCUUGACCGCUUUCGCCUUCCCUGGAGACCUGCUGUUGCGCCUGCUGAAGAUGAUCAUCCUGCCGCUCGUGGUGUGCAGUCUAAUCGGAGGUGCAGCCAGUCUGGACCCUAGCGCGCUCGGCCGUGUGGGCGCCUGGGCGCUGCUCUUCUUCCUGGUCACCACAUUGCUCGCGUCGGCGCUCGGCGUGGGCUUGGCCCUGGCGCUGAAGCCCGGCGCCGCCUUUACCGCCAUCAACGACUCUGUUGUAGACACCUGUGACCGCAAUGCACCCAACAAAGAGGUGUUGGAUUCCUUUCUGGAUCUCGCGAGGAAUAUUUUCCCCUCCAAUCUGGUGUCUGCUGCCUUCCGCUCUUUUGCUACCUCAUAUGUAUCCAAAGACGAGGCAUGUACAAUACAGAAAGCCUGUACACGGAGAGAGAUCAGUACCACCAUGGUCCAGCUUGUCUGUGAGGAGGAAGGGAUGAACAUCCUGGGCCUGGUGGUCUUCGCUAUCGUCUUUGGUGUGGCUCUGCGGAAGCUGGGGCCUGAGGGUGAGCUGCUCAUUCGUUUCUUCAACUCCUUCAACGAUGCCACCAUGGUCCUGGUCUCCUGGAUUAUGUGGUACGCCCCCGUUGGCAUCUUGUUCCUGGUGGCCAGCAAGAUUGUGGAGAUGAAAGACGUCCGCCAGCUCUUCAUCAGCCUGGGCAAAUAUAUCCUGUGCUGCCUGCUAGGCCACGCCAUCCACGGGCUCCUGGUUUUGCCUCUCAUCUACUUCCUCUUUACCCGAAAAAACCCCUAUCGAUUCCUGUGGGGCAUCAUGACACCCCUGACCACAGCUUUUGGGACCUCUUCUAGCUCUGCCACAUUGCCUCUGAUGAUAAAGUGUGUAGAGGAGAAGAAUGGCGUGGCCAAGCACAUCAGCCGGUUCAUCCUGCCCAUCGGCGCCACGGUCAACAUGGACGGAGCAGCGCUGUUCCAGUGUGUGGCGGCAGUGUUCAUUGCACAACUAAACGGGGUGUCCCUGGACUUCGUGAAGAUCAUCACCAUCCUGGUCACAGCCACUGCAUCCAGUGUCGGUGCGGCAGGGAUCCCUGCAGGGGGCGUCCUCACCCUCGCCAUCAUCCUGGAAGCAGUCAGCCUCCCCGUCAAGGACAUCUCCCUGAUCCUGGCCGUGGACUGGCUAGUGGACAGGUCCUGUACUGUCCUCAAUGUGGAAGGUGAUGCUUUUGGGGCCGGACUGCUUCAGAGUUACGUGGAUCGGACCAAGAUGCCGAGCUCAGAGCCUGAACUAAUCCAGGUGAAGAACGAAGUGUCUCUGAAUCCAUUGCCCCUCACCACAGAGGAGGGGAACCCCCUCCUGAAGCCGUACCGGGGACCCGCUGGGGACUCCAGUACCACGUGCGAAAAGGAAUCUGUCAUGUGAAUAUCGGGAGGGACUUUCUAUGCCCUGGUAACUUCACAUUGGAUCUUGAGAGCUGGAGCAAUGGACUGGAUGAAGGGCUCUAGGGGUGGGCCGUUUACACACUCCGGGAAUCUAGGGGUCCCUGUCUCCUUCCUGGAGAGGCUAGUAGGAGCCUUGUUGCUUGGGGUGCAUAUGCUUAUACAUGAAUGUGUCCACAAAUACCCCUGCUCCCCGUCCUGUUCCCCAUUCAAGGAAUGACAGCUCUUUGUCACUCAGAGCCAUCCAGCCCACCCAUCUUAGGAAAUGGUUGUCCUGUAGAGUUAUCUACCCUUUAAAGGCAAAAGUGAGUAUUGUGAUGCAAUACUCUCUUAAUGUCCCUGUCUGUGUGUGGGGGGUGGUGGUGUGUGUGUGUAUCACUAUAUCGCGCACAUGUCCUCGCGCGCGCGCGUGCGUGUGUGCGUGUGUGUGUGACCUUCCUAGUAGUCCCUCCAUGACAGCAAACACUCCCAUGAGUCCUGAGGGAAAGCCAAGAAUAAAUGUACUCCUGAACACGUUUUUUUUUUUAGCAAUAAAAUGGUGUCAAAUGUA
Molecule: messenger RNA, 2879 nt
Organism: Mastomys coucha (southern multimammate mouse)
Lineage: Eukaryota; Metazoa; Chordata; Mammalia; Rodentia; Muridae
Gene: Slc1a5
Product: solute carrier family 1 member 5
Exons: 9
Coding region: 654-2312 (552 amino acids)
Biological process (GO): L-aspartate import across plasma membrane
Cellular component (GO): plasma membrane
Molecular function (GO): L-aspartate transmembrane transporter activity; neutral L-amino acid transmembrane transporter activity; symporter activity
Source: RefSeq, a predicted model, not a curated record